Paramecium tetraurelia is the source of this 1461-nucleotide messenger RNA. RefSeq lists its product as uncharacterized. Lineage: Eukaryota; Ciliophora; Oligohymenophorea; Peniculida; Parameciidae. Gene Ontology annotation, molecular function: protein binding. The transcript is spliced from 3 exons. The record is from RefSeq and is a predicted model, not a curated record.
AUGAUCGAAGAAGAAGAUGUAAUCAAUACUACAUAGUUCAACAAAAUCAUCUAAAUUUCUUACAUGGGAGGGAAAUUAUCAAAAUUACAACUCCAACAGAUGAACCUGGAGAAAAUUAUUAAUCAGUGUAUAUCCUUUAUUUAAGAUGGCGCUUCCUUUAGAGAAUGUACCAAUUACUUACAUGGGUUGGCCAUGGUUUAUUUAAAAUAAUAUUAGCUUUUAAGACAAGAAAUACUCAGUCUACAGAAUUCAAUGAUGAAUAAAGAAAAUUUUGUCGAAGUCGAAAAAAAAGAUGCGCGUUCAAAAAAUAAAUAAACAAAAACAAGACCAAACUAAUAAAAGGAGGCCAUUACUGAAUUAUAAGAACAUUCUAAUAGUUCAAGGGAUAAUCCAAGAAACAUAGCAAGUGCUGAGCGCUUGUAAUUAGAUUCAUAGAAAACUCCAUUUGAUAUUAAUCUGUAUUUAAGAAAGGAAGACUCAGACAGUUCAAAUGGUUUUGGAACUGCCAACUUCAUUCUUAAGGAUGUGUAAUCAAUUGAAAAACAAUCUUUAAAAGAAAUUUUAAAUAAUAGAAGAAAUUAAAAGGAAUAAUCCCAAGCAUCUUCAAAAUAGACUCCGUUGCUUCCAUAAAUCAUCAUCAAUGAUGCAGAUAAUGAAAUAUAGGAAGAAUAGUUUUAGUUUCAAAAUGAAGAAGAUGAAGAUGAAAUCACGGAUACUAGAGUUGAAGUGAGACAUGGAAACAUCAUGAGAGCAUUAGAAGAAUUUGGAAUCAGUUUUGAUAAUAAUCAAUAAGCUAUGAAUCAAACCAAAUUAACAGAUAGGAGUAAGAGAUAAACUAAAAAAUAAUAAACAACCCUUUCUAAAUAAUUAGAUCAUCAAGAUAAAGACAGAGUGCUUCAGGAAAAUUAUCAAAGAAACUUAGAAGAAUUCAUUAAAUAUCAAGAUAAGAUGGAUGAUCUUCAAAUCAAAAUGGAUCUAAUGAAUCUUCAACCUGAAUUUUGGUCUAAAUAAGAUGAUCUAAUACAUAUGAUCAAUCAAUAUGAAAUCCCCCUUAACUAAACUGUCAUCAAUAAUAAGAAUUUGCCACUCUCCUCCUAUUCCAAAAUGCAAGGGAUGACAACAAUUGAGAAUUCCAACAAUCAAUUCUAGGGAAUCAAUAGUUUUGAUGAUUAAGAGGAAAUACCUGAAUUUUAAUCCAUGGAUUCAAAUAGACAUUCUAAGAGUAUCGAUGUAGAUAGCAAUGAAUAUCACAUUUAAGAAGUGAAUUUUCUAAAGAAAAAGUUAUUAGUUCAAUUAAUGUUAUUAUUUAUUUUGAUUAUGUUUUAGUAUUUCAAGUUUAGAUCAGAAGAGAACAAAGCAAAGAGCUUCUAUGAUUUGUUAUUGAUGAGUCGAUUGGGUUUCUGUUAAAUUAAAAAAGAACAGCAAAUAGGAAACUAUACAAACAUGUUAAUAGAAUUAUGA